Molecule: messenger RNA, 1791 nt
Organism: Rotaria socialis
Lineage: Eukaryota; Metazoa; Rotifera; Eurotatoria; Philodinida; Philodinidae
Source: the annotation of a GenBank genome assembly
AUGGCACGGUCAAUAAUUCCUCAAACAAUGAUUGGCGUACGAACACCGAUUGAUGAUACUCUUCCAUUAACUUGCGUUAUUGAAAGUUCGCAACUUAUUGAAGGACAUGGAGAAUAUACUAUUCGAGUUGGCCGUGUUUCAAAUGAUCCAUCAGGUUCAUGGCUUGUUACAAAACGCUUUAGAGAGUUUGAUGAUCUUAAUAAUAUGCUAAAAGAAUACGGUUUCGAUAUCGAAUUUCCAAAGAAAAAACUUCUCGGUAGAACUGAUCGAACGUUUAUGGCUGAAAGACAGAAAGGCCUUCAAGUAUAUCUCGAUGCACUUGUUCAACAAUUAGAACUUUGUAAUUCAUUAACAAUUCAACGUUUUCUUGAUCCAGAAAAUCAUAUGAUGAAUUAUUCAGAAUUAGCAUUACAAUGUGUAUCCAUGUUUAUUCGUUCGACGAAUAAUAUCUAUCAAAUUGUUGAACAACUUCCAGAUUUUGGAUGGCGAUACAAUAAAAGUUAUUUCUUAGCAACCAAAACUGGAGCACCGAAAGAUGAACGUUAUCUUUUAUCUUGGUGUCAUUAUGGAUUAGAUAAAGCAUUUGGAGAAAAAGAUAUUGCUAAUUGUUUGAAAUUAUUAAAAUCUAUUGCGCAUCCACUCAUAGUUCCAAUAGAUGAAAUCUAUGCCAAUGAAACCGGUACACUUACUGUUUGUCGAUUCUAUACUAAAGGUUCAUUAAAAGAUUACAUUCAUCAGACAAAACCAACGAAUAGUGCCUAUUGGAAACGUUAUGGCCGAAAAUCGUUAUCUCGUGUAUGUGAUUUAAAUCAAAUAAAAAAUUUUGGCCGUCAAAUAUUAGAAGCAUUAAAUUUCAUUUACGACAAUGGUCUUGUCUAUGGACAUUUACAUUCAGGAAAUAUUCUCUUCGAUCUCGAUCAAGCUUUACCAAUAAAACUACUCGAUAUAGCCACUGGAAUUGCAGGUGUUUCAUCGAAAUAUCGUUGUUAUAUGUCGAAUCUUAAACAAAUACGUACACUCGAGCAUUGUGAUAUUUAUGGGUUUGGACGAAUUCUUUAUGAAUUAUCAACAGGUGAAGAAUGUCCAACAAGUGCUUGUAUGGAAUUUCCAAACACAGUACCGGUCCCUGUUCAACAUAUUCUCUUAAAAAUUCUUACAACAACAGGAGAAUUGCCAACAAUCCUAGAGCUUUUGGAUGAUCCGUUUUUUCAAACAUCGAUAUCAAAUAAUAUCGAACGAUUUCAAUUGAAAUUAAGUCCAAAAGCAAAAGAAGCAUUUGAACAAAUUGCUCGAGCUACUCAAGUUCGACUAGAGGGCGAUCAAGCAAAAAUUAAAAAUGUACAACGUCGUAUGAAACUUACUAAUCAUCUCAUGUCGGAUGAAGAAAAACUUAAACGACGCAAAGAAAGACAAGCUAAAGCACUUGGUCAAAAUGCAGAUCCUAAUGCGAAUUCACAGGGCGCAUCAAAAAAUCUACAACGUUCAAUCAGUGUUGAUCCUUUGCAAUUAUCUACACAGAACACUACGACAAGAAGACCUUUGACCACAUAUGCAAGUGUUGAUGUACCGAGCAUUUCACAAGCAUCAUCGACAGUUGCGCCCACGUCACUACCGCCUCCUCCUCCGCCACCGCCACCGCCACCGCCACCACCGGCUUCGUCCGUAGCAUCUCCACCACCUCCAGUUGCUGAAGGUGAUCGAACACAGUUAUUGAAUUCAAUUUCAGAUUUUAGCCUUGCUAAACUAAAGAAAGCUAAAACUAAUGAUCGAAGUGCACCAAAAUUCAAGUAA